Laetiporus sulphureus 93-53 is the source of this 855-nucleotide messenger RNA. RefSeq lists its product as uncharacterized. The transcript is spliced from 3 exons. NCBI's taxonomy places the organism in Eukaryota, Fungi, Basidiomycota, Agaricomycetes, Polyporales, Laetiporaceae. The record is from RefSeq and is a predicted model, not a curated record. The coding region runs from base 1 to 855 and encodes 284 amino acids.
AUGGUGGACGACGUUACCACUGCGAUCACCACCCUUCACAAUGACCUGGAAACUCAGCUCACCACCCUCGAAGUGCACGCAAAGGCCGGCUGCACCUGGUCUUAUGCGAUGGCAGUCAUCUCUUCGCACCCGGCUGAUCCCGCGCAUGCACCGAACCCUCCAUCCUGCCCCAAGGCUUCUGAGCUCAAGCGCGCACUGCCACCUAAGCAUGCUUCUGCGCCCGUGCAGUAUGUGGUUCGUUGGUCGGGCAAAAUGCCCGAACACCUCAUCUCGACCCCUCCUGCUGUCACGCUGAACGACGUUAACUGGGCCCUGGCACUGAUCUCGACCACGGAGGGCCUCACCACCCUAGCUGCCUACCCCAGCACCACCGGCAACCUCGUCCUCGUCUUCUUGCCUGCCACCUCGCACACCCGCAUCGACGCCCACCUCCCAACCAUUCACCUAGCCUUGGGGAUCGGAGCUGAUCAAACUAUCUCCAGGGAUAGUAAAUGGUCUCGUGUUCUUCUCGGCAACGUGUACACCAGGACCUUCCCCAGUGCUGAGGUCCACUCUCCCUCUGCCUUGUCAGAGGAACUCCUCAAGAACCCAGCCAUCAAUGCCUGCUUGUCUGUCGUCCUCGGCUUUGAGGACUCAGAUGGCACUGCUCUGGCCACCAUCCUCUGCACCCUCCUCUUCACCUUCAGUGCACACGUCACUACGUCACGAUGGUGCGAGAAGCGCAUCUCUGACAGUGCACAAGGUAUUGGGCAUAUGGCCACCUCUCCCAAGAGUGCGUCAGACCGCUCCGCUGCCGUGUGUGUGCUGGCUGUCAUCAUGAAGAUUUGCAUCAUUCUCAAUGCACCUCAUGUGUGA